AUGAUCCUGAAGGCUGCCCGCACCCUGAGAGCCAUGCUCUUCAUCCUCGCCUCCGUGUGCGCCUGGUACUCCGGGUACCUGCUGGCAGAGCUCAUCCCGGACGCGCCCCUGUCCAGUGCCAUCUACAGCAUCCGGAGCCUCGGGGAGAGGCCCGUCCUCAAAGCCCCAGUCCCCAAGAGGCAAAAAUGCGACCACGGGGCCCCAUGCCCCUCCAACACCUACGCUUACCGGUUGCUCAGCGGCAGGGGCACGGACAGCUACGCCAAAAUCUGCUUCGAAGACGAGCUGCUCAUAGGAAAAAAGGUUGGAAAUGUUGGGAGAGGAAUCAACAUCGCCAUUGUCGACUACGUGACCGGGAAAGCGGUAGCAGCGCGGCAUUUUGAUGUGCAUGAAGGAGGUAACUCCGGAGCCAUGGCCCAGUUCAUCCGGGGCGCGCCCGCGAAGUCCCUGAUCUUCAUGGUGACCCAGGAGGACGGCAGCGCCCACCUGCAGGAGGACGCCAAGGAGGCCAUAGGAGCGCUUGGAAGCAAAGAGAUCAGGAGCUUACGGCUCAGGUCCAGCUGGGCCUUUCUCACAGCCAAGGGCUUUGAACUUCCCGCGGGACUCCAGAGAGAGGAGGUCAGCCACAUGGAUGAUGCAAAGGACAGUGUCUCAGGCUGGCCUGCAGAAGUUCAGAUAGAAGGCUGUGUACCAAAGGAGCCAAGCUGA
Molecule: messenger RNA, 708 nt
Organism: Pipistrellus nathusii (Nathusius's pipistrelle)
Lineage: Eukaryota; Metazoa; Chordata; Mammalia; Chiroptera; Vespertilionidae
Source: the annotation of a GenBank genome assembly